AUGUGCAGAAAUGGUCGAAACAAACAGCAGCUCGACCUGCAGCCUCCCCAGCUCUUCCCUCAGCGUCGCUUUGCCUCCUUCAGCACGGUGCCAACGCCGGGGAAUUCUCCGCGGGAGAGAGAGCUGACGACGUGCCCCGCAAAGUGGACGCCAGGGAAACCCUUCGGCUCAGUGCUGCUCAGUCACAGAGGUCGCCGGGAGUCCAAAUCGGCCCAACCCAGCGGAGCCCGGGACCGUGGCAGGGGGUCCGUCCAGAGCCUCAGCCAGGACCACACCCUGCCCCUCCGUGGCCUCAACCAGCCUGGCCCCUCACCACCCCCUGUAGGCCCUGAGCAGGCCCUUCCUGGGACGUCCCUGCAGGGUCAGCUCCCAGAGGACAGGCCUGGGCGGCCACCUGGACAAGCCAGAAUGUUUGGUGUUUGGAGGACAUUCAACAGUGUCGUCUUCUACCUCACGCUCCUCAUUGGCCUGGGGGGCCUGGUGGGCAACGGGCUGGUUCUCUGGCACCUGGGCUUCCACGUCAGGAAGGGCCCCUUCAACGUCUACCUGCUCAACCUGGCGGCAGCUGACUUCCUGUUCCUGGGCUGCCACCUGGCCUUUGCGGCUGUGCAGGCGGCCCUGGGCUCCGACUCCCUCUACUUUGGAAUCACCUUCCUCUGGUUCGCGGUGGGGCUCUGGCUGCUGGCCAUCCUGUGCGCUGAGCGCUGUGUGUCUGACAUCUUCCCCGGCUGCCACCAGCGCUGCCGGCCCCGCCACACCUCGGCCGUGCUCUGCGUCCUGGUCUGGGCACUGACCCCACCGGCCGUCCUGCUGCCGGCCCGCGCCUGCGGCCUGCUGCGCGACAGCACGCGCCCGCUGACCUGCCUCCGGUACCACGCGGCCAGUGUCACCUGGCUGCUGGCCCUGGUCGGCGUGGCCUGCGUGUCGGGCCUGAGCCUCUUCUUGUGGGUCAGCUGCUGCUCGCCGCGGCCGCGCCCGCGUUUCUACGGCCUCCUCCUGGCCUCCACGCUGCUGCUGCUCCUGUGUGGCUCGCCCUUUGUCCUCCUCUGGAGCCUGCGGCCUCUCCUAAGCUUCCUGCUACCCGUGCUCCCGCCACUCGCCACCCUGCUGGCCUGCGUCCACAGCGGCGCCAAGCCCCUGGUCUACUACGUGCAGGGCCGGCAGCGCGGGAGGCGGGAGCCCCUGCGGGCGGUCUUCCAGAAGGCUCUGCAGGAGGGUGAGUGGCCGGCUGCAGGGCCGUCCCUACCCCUGGGCCGCGUGUAG
This is a messenger RNA of Orycteropus afer afer, 1263 nucleotides long. It is a transcript of the gene MRGPRG, whose product is annotated as MAS related GPR family member G. Gene Ontology annotation, molecular function: G protein-coupled receptor activity. Gene Ontology annotation, biological process: G protein-coupled receptor signaling pathway. Gene Ontology annotation, cellular component: membrane. The record is from RefSeq and is a predicted model, not a curated record. NCBI's taxonomy places the organism in Eukaryota, Metazoa, Chordata, Mammalia, Tubulidentata, Orycteropodidae.